Molecule: messenger RNA, 3155 nt
Organism: Syngnathoides biaculeatus (alligator pipefish)
Lineage: Eukaryota; Metazoa; Chordata; Actinopteri; Syngnathiformes; Syngnathidae
Gene: chrna5
Product: cholinergic receptor, nicotinic, alpha 5
Exons: 5
Coding region: 257-1411 (384 amino acids)
Biological process (GO): chemical synaptic transmission; monoatomic ion transmembrane transport; nervous system process
Cellular component (GO): synapse; neuron projection; postsynaptic membrane
Molecular function (GO): acetylcholine-gated monoatomic cation-selective channel activity; transmembrane signaling receptor activity
Source: RefSeq, a predicted model, not a curated record
UACCUCUUUGGGAGCUACCAGAAAUGGGUACGCCCGGUUGAAUAUCUGAACCAGACCAUACGCGUCAAGUUUGGACUAGCCAUCUCCCAGCUAGUUGACGUGGUGCGGUUCAAGAUGCAUUUGUUUUAUCUUAAUAUCUUGAAAUUCAAUAACUAUGAUAUUAAGAAUUAGGCUUCUGCUGUGUUUUCACCACCCAGGAUGAGAAGAACCAGCUGAUGACCACCAAUGUGUGGAUGAAACAGAUUUAGCUAAACUCAUGUCUGUCAUGCAGGAGUGGACCGACAUGAAGCUAAGAUGGGACCCUGAUGACUACCUGGGCAUCACGACUGUACGAGUGCCAUCUGACAGGCUGUGGCUCCCUGAUGUAGUGCUGUAUGAUAAUUCGGAUGGUCGUUUUGAGGGCACCGUCACCAAGGCGGUGGUCAAGUACGACGGAACCGUAUCUUGGACACCCCCUGCCAACUACAAGUCCGCCUGCACCAUCGACGUCACCUUCUUCCCAUUUGACCUGCAGAACUGCUCCAUGAAAUUUGGCUCGUGGACUUACGACGGCUCCCAGGUCGAUGUCCUUCUGGAGGACUUCCAUGUGGACAGGCAGGACUAUUUUGACAACGGCGAGUGGGAAAUUGUGAAGGCCACAGGCAGCCGUGGUUUGAGAGUGGACGGCAGCGCUUCAUACCCCACCAUCACCUACUUCUUCAUCAUCCGCCGGCUGCCUCUCUUCUACACCCUCUUCCUGAUCAUCCCCUGUAUUGGCCUCUCCUUCCUCACCAUCCUGGUCUUCUACCUGCCCUCUAACUGCGGCGAGAAAAUCUCCCUCUGCACCUCAGUGCUGGUGUCGCUAACUGUCUUCCUGCUGGUCAUUGAGGAGAUCAUCCCGUCCUCGUCUAAAGCAAUCCCGCUCAUCGGCGAGUACCUGGUCUUCACGAUGAUCUUCGUCACGCUCUCCAUCGUCAUCACCGUCUUCGCCAUCAACGUCCACCACCGCUCGUCUUCGACGCAUCACAGCAUGGCGCCGUGGGUCCGCAGAAUUUUCCUGCAUCGGCUGCCCAAACUACUGUGCAUGCGCAGCCAUGUGGACCGCUUCAGCACGGGAGGAGCGGUGCCCUCAGGGCAUGUCCUGGGAUUGGGAAAGAUGAAGGACCCUAUCGUUGAGUUCAGCCUCUCACAGACCAGACACAACAUCCAAGCUGCACUGGAUUCUAUCCGCUACAUAACCAUGCAUGUGGUGAAAGAAAAUGAGCUCAGGGAGGUGGUUCAGGACUGGAAGUUUGUUGCCCAGGUUCUGGAUCGAAUGUUCCUUUGGGUGUUCCUGCUGGUGUCUGUCCUGGGCUCAGCUCUUCUCUUCAUCCCGGUUAUCUACAAAUGGGCCUGCAUUAUUGUCCCCAAACAUAUCGGCGGUACCUUCUGAAGACUAGAUGGCAUGAAAGGGAGACAGUGGCGUCAAGAGUUGAUCACACUUUGUAUCCUGUAUUUGGUCGACAGAUGAACUAUAUAUUUAAAAAAGUGGAAAACAAUGUGCAGUAAAAGUUAAGUUAAAAAAAAUGUGAUUCCUCUACAUCCUUCCCAGAAUGAACAUAACUACAGGUCAAUACAAAACUUAUUAUACAGUCCCUCAUUACUUUUUAUAAUCCCCUUUUACCAUGAUGUUCGGAGAUGAUAUUGUGAUCUCCAGUGAAAGCAGCGAGCAGGCGGAGGAACGAUUAGAAAGAUGGAGGUAUGCACUGGAAAGGAGAGGAAGGAAGGAUUACCCGAAGUAAAUCAGAAUAUAUUUGUGUGAAUGAGAGGGGCGGAGGGGGAAGAGUGAAGCCCUAGGGAGAAGAGAUACCGAGGGUGGAUGACUUCAAAUACUUGGGGUCAACAAUACAGAGUAAUGGAGUGUGUGGUAAGGGAGUGAAGAAACGGGUACAAGUGGGGUGGAACAAUUGGCGGAAGGUGUCUGGUGUUCAACGCGACAGAAGAGUCGCCGCUAGGAUGAAGGGCAAAGUUUAUAAAACAGUGGUGAGGCCGGCCAUGAUGUACGGAUUAGAGACGGUGGCACUGAGGAGACAACAGGAAGCAGAACUGGAGGUAGCAGAAAUGAAGAUGCUGAGGUUCUCGCUUGGAGCGAACAGGUUGGAUAAGAUAUGAAAUUAGCUCAUUAGAGGGACAGCCAAUGUUGGAUGUUUUGGAGACAAGGUUAGAGAGAGCAGACUUCGAUGGUUUGGACAAGUUCAUAGGCGAGAGAGUGAAAAUAUUGGUAGAAGGGUGCUCAGGAUGGAGCUGCCAGGCAAAAGAGCGAGAGGAAAACCUAAGUUAAGGUUGAUGGAUGUUGUGAGGGAGGACAUGAAGACUGUGGGUGUUAGAGAGGAGGAUGCACGAGAUAGGUUUAGUUGGAAAAGAUGGCACAUUGUGGCGACCCCUAACAGGACAACCGAAAAGAAAAAGAUUAUCCAUUCCCUCAUUAAAUGAGAAAUAUUGUUCAUUUUUUCCCCCAAACUGGAAAACAGCUCCUAGUUGUCAGAGAUGUACUUUUCAUUUGAAGUACUCCAAAAAUCAACAAUUGUGGCACACUUAAGGCACCCAGCCCUGUUUCAUGCAAGUGAGUUUUCCCUCACCACGUAUCUUAUACUGCUAGGCCAUUGGUUGAUAGUGACAGAAGUUCCGCCAGCUAUCCUUCCUGUCCAUCUUACCAACAAAUCUACUGUAUGUAUAACAGUUGGCUGGAUCUUGCCAGGGUGCAAGCCUAAAUUGUGUAUUCGUGCGUGUGUGUGUGUGUGUGGGGGGGGGGGGGGAUCAUUUUAACCCAUGGAGGCAGACGUCUACUGUGUAAAGUAAGUAUAUGGUGCUUGGGGGCAUUAUUAGGAAUCCUACUUGUGUUCUAGCCAGGACAUGUCCCUGCUGCAACACCGUAUAAUAAUUAGUGAACGCCUUGUUCAGCAUACGGCCAUGAUGCCCUGAGAACGCCCGAUCUUGUCAGAUCUCAGAAGCUAAGCAGGUUUGGCCCUGGUUAGUACUUGGAUGGGAAUACCGGGUGCUGUAAACUUAUCUUCCCGGCUAAAUGCGCAGGGGUUGCAUCAGGAAGGGCAUAAGGCGUAAAACUGUGCCAAACAAAAUAUGCGUUCAUCUAAGAUGACACGCUGUGGCGACCCUUAAUGCGACAAGCCGAAAGGAAA